CGGACCCAUAAUAAGAGGAAAUAUUACACAGAAAACAGAACUGCGAACUGCUUUUAAGGGAAGUGUUAUCUAAAAUUGAUACGUGAUACUGCAGAGCACUGAUUGCGCAAAAUAAUUUAUUGAAGAGAGCGGUGUGGACAAAGACGCGCCAGUGUGCUACUCCGUCCUCGUCACACGCACCGCUCUUCCGUGUUUUGGUGGACUUCCGCAGAGUCUAGUCCUCGCUCUUCCCGGACGGGCCCUGCAUCACCAUGGCAACCUCGCCUCUCCUCCGCCUGCUCUUCGGAACCGGACCGCUGCUCGCUGCCCUGCUCGGCUUGGCUCGGGGCUCCAACGCCACGGUCCCGCUGGUGCUGUGGCACGGCAUGGGGGACAGCUGCUGUAACCCCCUCAGCAUGGGUGCGAUAAAGAAAAUGGUGGAAGUGAAGAUCCCAGGGAUAUAUGUCCUAUCGCUGAAGAUCGGAGACAGCAUUGUCCAGGACACAGAGAACAGCUUUUUCAUGGAUGUCAAUGCGCAGGUCUCCCUGGUGUGUGCCCAGCUGUCCCGGGACCCCCAGCUAAAGGGGGGCUACAAUGCCAUGGGUUUCUCGCAGGGGGGUCAAUUCCUGAGAGCUGUGGCCCAGCGAUGUCCCUCCCCACCAAUGAGGAACCUCGUCUCAGUGGGGGGUCAGCACCAAGGAGUGUACGGCCUCCCUCGCUGCCCGGGAGAGAGCUCUCACAUCUGCGACUGGAUCCGCAAGAUGCUGAACUCUGGCGCCUACACCCCCCUCGUGCAGAACCAUCUGGUCCAGGCGCAGUACUGGCACGACCCCCUGAACGAGGACCUGUACAAGACCCACAGCCUCUUCCUCGCUGACAUCAACCAGGAGAGGGUGGUGAAUGAGACCUAUAAGAAGAAUCUCAUGUCUCUGAACAAGUUGGUGAUGGUGAAGUUCCUGAAAGACAGUAUGGUGGAUCCUGUGGACUCUGAGUGGUUUGGGUUCUAUGGCCCUGGUCAGGCCAAGGAGACACAGACUCUGCAGGAAAGUGCACUGUACACAGAGGACCGACUGGGGCUGCAGCAGAUGGACAAGGCAGGGAAGUUGGUGUUCCUAUCCAGUGAUGGAGACCACCUGCAGUUCACCGAUGAGUGGUUCAACACAAACCUGCUGCCAUACCUGCGCUAGCA
Lepisosteus oculatus (spotted gar) is the source of this 1168-nucleotide messenger RNA. RefSeq names its product palmitoyl-protein thioesterase 1 (ceroid-lipofuscinosis, neuronal 1, infantile) (gene ppt1). Gene Ontology annotation, biological process: receptor-mediated endocytosis; protein depalmitoylation. The record is from RefSeq and is a predicted model, not a curated record. Lineage: Eukaryota; Metazoa; Chordata; Actinopteri; Semionotiformes; Lepisosteidae. Gene Ontology annotation, molecular function: palmitoyl-(protein) hydrolase activity. Gene Ontology annotation, cellular component: lysosome.